Messenger RNA from Siniperca chuatsi (mandarin fish), 1578 nucleotides. Its product is annotated as 5-hydroxytryptamine receptor 3A-like. Gene Ontology annotation, biological process: signal transduction; chemical synaptic transmission; nervous system process. The transcript is spliced from 12 exons. The record is from RefSeq and is a predicted model, not a curated record. Gene Ontology annotation, cellular component: neuron projection; synapse; membrane. Lineage: Eukaryota; Metazoa; Chordata; Actinopteri; Centrarchiformes; Sinipercidae. Gene Ontology annotation, molecular function: extracellular ligand-gated monoatomic ion channel activity; transmembrane signaling receptor activity; neurotransmitter receptor activity. Bases 1 to 1578 code for a protein of 525 amino acids.
AUGAUGCUCGCAGGUUUCCUCUUUCUGCUCCCCCUCACAGGUGGAAGUACCUCCAAUUUCACAGAGCUACUGGAGCUUCUUGAUGAUCAUCAGAGCUCCAAUCAGAGCUUUGAGGAAAGUGGAAGUACCUCCAAUUUCACAGAGCUACUAGAGCUUCUUGAUGAUCAAAAGAACUCCAAUCAGAGCUCUGAGGAAAUAUAUAGGGAUUCCUCUAAGGGUAACUGCGGUUAUCAGGAUGUUUUAAACCACCUGAACCUGACCAAAAACAACGAUCUGUACACCAUGGCCCGGCCUGUUAAAAACUACACAUCGACUACAAAUGUACAUCUCCAAAUGUUGUUCUAUGGUAUCCUAGAUGUGAAAGAGAUUGACCAGGCUUUCGUUCCUUACGUUUGGAUUUUUAUGAGCUGGGAAAAUGAACACAUUUCGUGGCAUCCAAGGGACUUUUGUGGACUUGACCGUGUAAUAGUUCCUACUUAUGUAUUGUGGAAGCCAGAUCUAGCUAUUGAAGAGAUAUUGCAUCAUACUGUAGAUUAUGCAGAUUUAUGUUUUAUGGUAUUAUUGACAAUAAGCUAUGUGAAAUUCCAUUUGAAGCAUAAAGCUUUUGCCAUAAUGUGUGUGUGUUUGUUCUCAUACAGGACAGAAAUGGAUAAGGCCCCUCCAAGUCCUUAUCUCUACAUUUCAUUUUCGGGUCGGGUCAGCAUUGUAAAUGAUAUGAUGCUGGCCAGCACCUGCAAGAUGCACAUUUACAAAUUCCCCUUCGACAUUCAGAGCUGUGACCUCUCUUUCAAGUCUGCCAUAUACCCUGGACUCACCAACAAAACUGUCGACAAUUUUGGCUUCAAACAAAGCGUGAUUGUUUACACUGUCACAAUGAAGAGACGGUCUGUCUUCUACAUUGUCAACUUCUUGCUGCCCAUCCUGUUCUUCUUGUGUCUGGACUUGGCCUCCUUCCUGAUCUCAGACAGGGGGGGCGAGAAGCUCAGCUUCAAGGUCACUGUGCUGCUCGCUGUCACUGUGAUGCAGCUUAUUCUGAAUGAGAUUCUGCCUUCCUCUUCAGACAAGAUUCCACUUAUAGUGGCGUACUGUAUUGGGAUUUUUGGUUUGAUGAUGCUCAGCCUCCUGGAGACGAUUUUGGUGAUGUACCUGAUGGAGAAAGACUUGGCAUCCCAAGACAACGAGGCAGAUAAAGACCAAAGCCUGAGUGAGGACUGUAACAAACAGGGCAAAGUCAACUUCCAUAAAUGUUUUAGAGAUGAGAAGAAAUGGACUCACUGCGUGUCUGUCUGUGAUGGUUCUGCUGAUGAAACUCCAUCUGAACUGCUGUCGUCAGCCAUAGAGGGUAGCAGCAGCAAACUGACGGAGUCCCAUGCCUUGGAGAAGGUCUCCGAUGACCUGAGGGAGGUGGAGAAGACACUGACUGCACUCCUCAACAGUAGGAAGGAAGAAUGGAAGCCCGGCUACUGGACCAAAGUGGCUAAAAGAAUUAACAAAGUUUUCUCCAUUAUCUAUGUCACAGGGGUUAGUCUGUUUUUAGUUUUUAUCUUUUUAACAUGGAACUAUACAGCAGACAAGUAG